AUGGGCUACUCUCUCUUGCUAGCGUCCCUUACAUCCGGUAUCUUACUGUUCUGCUACUUGUUCUAUCUCUUGCGUAACCGUCGGCGUGCAACUUUCCCUCCCGGCCCCAAAGGACUUCCGCUCAUAGGGAACCUCUGGGACGUGCCUUCAGAGUACCCAUGGAUCACCUAUGCUCAAUGGACCUCUAUCUACGGCGACGUCCUCUAUCUAGAUACUCCUGGAAAUCCGACCGUUGUACUCAACUCUGCCCAAGCAGCGGAGGAUCUACUCGAAAAACGAUCCGGGAAUUAUUCGGAUAGACCAGAUUUCACCAUGAUACACUUAGUGGGAUGGGGGAUAGACAUGGGUUUUAUGAGAUAUUCUGACUGGUGGAGAAUGCAUCGGCGCAUAUUUCACCAAUACUUCCAGCCCCGUGCAAUUCCUGCAUAUUAUCCUGUGCAAAUGAGAUCGUCUGCGGUCUUGCUGCAACAGCUGCUUAAAUCUCCGGACCCAUUUGCUCUCCAUGUUCGCCAUCAUGCCGGUUCAAUCAUCGUGAAACUCGUUUACGGCUAUGAUGUAGACGCAAAUGGUGAUAAAUUUGUGGAGUUGAUGGAUCGGGCAGCGGAAAGCGCUCGGGUCACUGGGAACGUAGGGUCUUUUCUUGUUGACUACUUCCCUAAAUUGAAAUACCUUCCCCGAUGGUUACCCGGUACAAGCUUCUUAGGUCUUGCGGAGGCCUGGAGAAAGGAUGUCGAGGACAUGAAAAACAGACCAUUUGAAUACGCUUCGGAGUCAGUGGCUAACGGCCCUGCGUCGUCUUCAUUCGUCUCCGAAAAUCUAGAAAAGAUGAAACAGAUAAUCGUGUCGGAGGAUGAGACACACGUCGAAGUAAUCAGGAAUACAGCUGCAGUAGCCUUUGCUGCGGGUGCCGACACUACGGUGGCAACUCUACUUUCCAUAAUACUCGCAUUCCUUCUUUACCCGGAGGUACAAGUGAAAGCCCAAGCCGAGCUGGACGCAGUGGUUGGUUCUACCCGGUUGCCGAACUUCGACGACAGACCCCAGCUGCCCUAUAUCGAAGCUAUCCUGUUGGAAGCGCUGAGAUGGAAUCCUGUUACUCCGAUGGGUAUUGCCCAUCGUAGUGUGAAGGAGGAUAUUUACAAAGGAUAUUAUAUCCCUGCGGGCGCGACUGUCAUUGCUAACGCUUGGGCUAUACUCCACGACGAAAAAGACUAUCCCAACCCAAUGGUUUUCGAUCCCGACCGAUUCAUACCCAGGGACGGGAAAAAACUUCAACCGUACCCCGCAGCCGCGUUUGGUUUUGGAAGACGUAUAUGUCCUGGCCGUUAUUUCGCAUUGGAUACCGCAUGGAUCACUAUCGCGUCAAUGGCAUCGACGUUGUCGUUUUCCAAGGCCGUAGAUUCUGAGGGUCGCGUUGUUGAACCUAGCGCUACCUUUAGAGAUGCCUUUCAGAGCUCUCCAGUGCCUUUUAAAUGUACGAUCAAGGCGCGCUCAGCUGAGGCCCAGGCGGUGAUAAAUUCGGGUGGAUUGUAGAAUUCGGGGCACCCGCUGAAUUAUCUCUACUCAUAACUUUCCGUGCCAAUUAAGACGCAUUCAAGCAAAGCAACGGCAGGUCUAAAACAGUUGUAAUAGUUUUGGAACAGUAACUUGCUUCGAGUAAUGCAAGUUGGUUGAGAGUGGAACUCCCAUGUGGAAGGGUUUUUGAGAUUCAGAGGUUGCCCGGGCCGAGGCAUCCGGAAAGCUACUUCGCACCGUCAUCGGCAACAGCGCCUGUAGUUGUUUGCCCACUAUUAUUAUCAGUGUCUGUCAUUAUGCCUUCUGCGUGUCGCAUUCCACAAUCAUGAAGAAAGAUUCCGCCAAGAUAGGGUCACAGCUGGCAGCUGAUUUCCUUUGAUGAAGAGUGA
This is a messenger RNA of Desarmillaria tabescens, 1904 nucleotides long. RefSeq names its product cytochrome P450. Gene Ontology annotation, molecular function: iron ion binding; heme binding; monooxygenase activity. The record is from RefSeq and is a predicted model, not a curated record. The transcript has 13 exons. NCBI's taxonomy places the organism in Eukaryota, Fungi, Basidiomycota, Agaricomycetes, Agaricales, Physalacriaceae. Bases 1 to 1533 code for a protein of 510 amino acids.